AUGGCAGAACAGACAAAAGCAAAGCCUAGUGUUAUUAACUCGACUUUAGCGGGUGCAGGUGCAGGAACAGUUGAGAUAUUGAUUAUGCAGCCAACGGAUGUUAUAAAGACACGGUUUCAGUCUCUUCAAGCCUCGACACAUUAUAAGCAAGGAAUAGUUCAAGCAUUUAGAAAUGUAUUUAGACAAGAGGGAUUCACGGCAUUUUAUAGAGGAACACUGCCUGUUUUAUGUAUAGUAGGGCCAAGGAUAUCGCUUCAAUAUAUGGGUUUAGCGUUUUAUAAGCCAAUCUUUGAAAAACUAGAAGGAACAGUGUUGCCAUCACACAGUUCAGCAGGUUUAGCUGGUAUCUGUACGGGCAUCACUCAAGCUGUGACGCUAGUAACGCCUCUUGAAAUGAUUAAAGUAAGACAACAAACUGAGAUUGUGCAAAAUCAAAAGCAAAGAAAGUACCACGGACUGAUUAACACUGCGUCAAUUAUUGUUCGUCAAGAAGGAUUUACAGCGCUUUAUAGUGGGUUAUUGGCUACUGUGGCUCGACAGUCAUGGGGUCUUUUGGUUAAAUUUACUGCAUAUAUUGAAUUAAAAGCCAUGUUUCAAAAAGCUUCAAGCGACCCAAAUGCUUCUUUGCAACCAUGGCAACAUAUGUUUAGUGGAGGCAUGGCCAAUGUGCUUGUCGGUGUCUUGAACUCGCCUCCCGAUGUUGUAAAGACAAGAUUACAAGAUUCAGGAAGUUCCUAUAAAAAUACAUGGGAUUGUGUAAAAUCGAUGGCUAAGCAAGAAGGAAUCACGUCCUUUUUCCGUGGCUCAUGGCUUCGUAUCAUUCGAAUUGCUCCAGGAGGAGCCAUUCAAUUUGCAAUGUACGAACAAUUGCUGGCCUUAUUAAACACGGUGAACAGUUAA
Molecule: messenger RNA, 900 nt
Organism: Rhizopus microsporus ATCC 52813
Lineage: Eukaryota; Fungi; Mucoromycota; Mucoromycetes; Mucorales; Rhizopodaceae
Product: mitochondrial carrier
Exons: 12
Coding region: 1-900 (299 amino acids)
Biological process (GO): fumarate transport; succinate transport
Source: RefSeq, a predicted model, not a curated record